Molecule: messenger RNA, 1183 nt
Organism: Vigna radiata var. radiata (mung bean)
Lineage: Eukaryota; Viridiplantae; Streptophyta; Magnoliopsida; Fabales; Fabaceae
Product: ubiquitin-conjugating enzyme E2 32
Exons: 5
Coding region: 86-1015 (309 amino acids)
Source: RefSeq, a predicted model, not a curated record
ACAACAGAACACAAUAGACCAUUGUACUUUCCUGUAGCAGUGCAUUUGUUGUGGUUCGGUUUCACAGAAGAAUUGGGUGCACGCCAUGGCCGACAAACACAACCUCAAGAAUCCAGCCGUCAAACGGAUUCUCCAAGAGUUGAAAGAGAUGCAAUCAAACCCUUCCGAUGACUACAUCAGUCUCCCUCUCGAGGAAAAUAUAUUUGAAUGGCAAUUUGCGAUUAGGGGACCUCGUGACACUGAAUUUGAGGGUGGUAUUUAUCAUGGACGAAUUCAGUUGCCUUCAGAAUAUCCCUUCAAACCUCCUUCAUUCAUGCUGCUGACGCCUAGUGGCCGUUUUGAGACCCAAACCAAGAUUUGCUUGAGCAUUUCAAAUCAUCACCCUGAGCAUUGGCAACCAUCAUGGAGUGUGAGGACUGCUCUAGUUGCGCUGAUUGCAUUCAUGCCCUCCAACCCAAAUGGCGCGCUGGGCUCGUUAAGCUACAAGAAAGAAGACAGGCGUGCCCUAGCCAUUAAAUCCCGUGAAGCACCUCCAAAAUUUGGGACUCCUGAACGUCAAAAACUUAUUGAUGAGAUACACGAGUAUAUGCUAAGCAAAUCAUCCCCUGUUCCAGAAGGUGGUCUCUCACAAGUUUCUGAGGGACAAUCCAUAACAGAGGAGGCUGAGACCCUGGUGAAUUUGCAAAAUCCUGAGCCUUUACCUGCAGGAGAGGGGAUUCCAGAUAUAGCAGGUGACAGAAUAAUUGAAGAACAAGAGCAUCCUGCCAAUGCUAAUCCUGACCUUGCAGGAGCUGAAGUUUCAAUGGAGAACACAUCUAGUGUCCCAAGAAGCCAGUUGAUCCAAAAGUCAGAUGCAAUGGUUCAAAAUAUGAAACCAGAGACAAGGGCUCCAAAACCAGACGACCGAUUGUUCACGCUGGCAGCUAUUGGACUUACUAUAGCAAUUGUGGUUCUUUUACUGAAGAAGUUCGUUAAAUCUACAGGACAUGGUGCUGUUUUCAUGGAUGAAUCUUAGAUGAAUUCUUGCUCAUGUUGGCUUAAAGAUCAAGAUUCUUGGCCCGACGGUAGUUUACAGCGAAGUGUAGCAUUUAUUUACUGAAAUGAUAUUUUAUGAUCUUUCAUGUGUACGUAUCUCUUGUAACAGUUGUAAUAUAAAUAUAAGUAUAUACUACAGCUUUGAGUU